Messenger RNA from Tilletiopsis washingtonensis, 807 nucleotides. Its product is annotated as putative CNB1-calcineurin B, regulatory subunit. Bases 216 to 743 code for a protein of 175 amino acids. Gene Ontology annotation, molecular function: calcium ion binding; calcium-dependent protein serine/threonine phosphatase regulator activity. The transcript has 5 exons. The record is from RefSeq and is a predicted model, not a curated record. Lineage: Eukaryota; Fungi; Basidiomycota; Exobasidiomycetes; Entylomatales.
CACGCACCCGCCCGUCCUGCCUGCGCGCCACGACCCUCGCACACGUCCGCCUCACGACCCGCUCCGGCGCCCUCGUCGCCGAGCACUUCACGCCUCACGUCCUUCUCGCACGCGCCGCGCGUCACCCACGCGCACACGCCGCUGCCGCGCCUGCCGCGCCUCGAGCACUUGCACCUCUCUCCUCGCUCGCUGCCGCAGCGCAGCCGCUCGCAGCCAUGGGCCAGCAGGGCUCGCAGCUCCUCUCGGAGAUCGAGCAGAACUCCAACUUCUCCGGUCCCGAGAUCAACCGUCUCAAGAAACGCUUCAUGAAGCUGGAUCGCGACGGCAGCGGCAGCAUUGACAAGGACGAGUUCCUGCAGAUCCCCGCCAUCGCAAAUAACCCGCUGGCGCUGCGGAUGAUUGCCAUCUUCGACGAGGACGGAGGCGGCACUGUCGACUUCCAGGAGUUUGUCGCCGGCCUGAGCGCGUUCAGCAACCAAGGGUCACGCGAGGAGAAGCUGCGGUUCGCGUUCAAGGUGUACGACAUGGACCGCGACGGCGCCAUCUCCAACGGCGAGCUCUUCCUCGUGCUCAAGAUGAUGGUCGGCAACAACCUCAAGGACCAGCAGCUGCAGCAGAUCGUCGACAAGACGAUCAUGGAGGCCGACAAGGACGGCGAUGGCAAGCUCGACUUUGCCGAGUUCCAGGAGAUGGUGGCCAACACAGAUAUCGCACGGCAGCUCACGCUCGAGGACUUGUUCUGACGGCCCGCGGUGCCGCCGCCGCCCACAACGGAAGCGGGAAUGAGACGUCUUGCUGCAUGCUGCU